Ustilago hordei is the source of this 1179-nucleotide messenger RNA. Its product is annotated as putative NADH2 dehydrogenase (ubiquinone) 40K chain. Gene Ontology annotation, cellular component: mitochondrion. The coding region runs from base 1 to 1179 and encodes 392 amino acids. NCBI's taxonomy places the organism in Eukaryota, Fungi, Basidiomycota, Ustilaginomycetes, Ustilaginales, Ustilaginaceae. The transcript has 2 exons. The record is from RefSeq and is a predicted model, not a curated record. Gene Ontology annotation, molecular function: protein-containing complex binding.
AUGGUUCGCCUCGUUGGAACCAGCGCCGAGCAGGCCGCUUCUUCGGUCUUGCGUUCCGAGGCCCGAUCCUCGCUUCUUCGUGGAGCCCAGACGCUUCAGGCUCGCAACAUUCACGAUCUCACUAUCAACCGAAAGACGGGCAAGCCCAUCAUCAAGUCCGGCCCUUACGGCGGUGGUCGAUCUUCUGUCUCGGGUCACGUCGUGACUGUUUUCGGCUGCACCGGUUUCCUUGGACGAUACGUUGUCAACCGUCUCGCACAAAAGGGCUCGCAGGUCAUCAUCCCAUAUCGUGAUGAGGAUGAGAAGAGGCAUUUGAAGGUCAUGGGUGACCUUGGACAGGUCGUACCAAUGGAGUGGGAUCUCAGGAACGACGAGCAGAUCGAGGAAUGUGUCCGACACUCGGAUGUUGUCUACAACUUGACCGGACGACACUACGAGACCAAGAACUUCACUUUCAACGAUGUCCACGCCACUGGCGCUCAGCGCAUCGCUCAGAUCGCCGAGGCCGCCGGUGUUGGCCGCUUCAUCCACGUGUCGCACCUCAACGCCGAUGCCAACUCUCCAUCCGCUUUCCUCCGAUCCAAGGCUGAAGGUGAGGCUGCCGUCAAGCGCGCAUUCGAAGGUGCCACCAUUGUCCGACCAGGUACCAUGUGGGGACACGAGGACCGCUUCUUGAACCAGAUGGCCGUCUACCCUUACGCAUGGCGCGUCAACCACGGCCAGACCAGGAUGCGACCCGUUCACUCGCUCGACGUUGCCCACGCUCUCGAAAAGAUGCUUGAGGCUGAUGUCACAUCGAUGGGUGCCACCUUCUCGCUCGCUGGUCCUAAAGAGUACACCAUCGGCCAGAUCUUGCAACUUGUCGAAUCGCUUACCUUCACCUCGUUGGUCAAGCCUGGUCUCAACACUCCCAAGUUUGCCUUCAAGUUGGCAGCCAAGAUCGCCGAUUUAGCAUGGUGGCCCAUGAUCUCGCCUGACGAGGUCGUGCGACGAUACAUCGAUGACAAGGCCGAUGAACCGGGAACCAAGAGCUGGGCUGAUCUGGCUAUCACCCCUGACACACUCGAAGACACUGCUGCACCAUACCUGAGGAGAUACCGUCCUACGGUAAGAUUCGAGCAACCAAUCGAGACUGGUGGUGCUCGUCUCAAGAAGGAGAAGUACCACGUUCUCGACUAA